AAACGCUGCGUUUCAUUGUUACGGUGCUGCUUUUUUGUUGCUUUUAAACCUUAUUUUUCAUGUUUGAUCGCUCGUGGCUCUUUGCCCUCGAUGCCCUUUAUUUUUCUUUAUUUCAUUUUUUAAAAAUUAUUUCAUUUUUUUAUCUUUCUCCAGCCUCCCCUCCGCAGCAGUGCCGGUGCUGACGUGGAGCUGGAGAGGAAUGAUUCCCAAAAGGAAUUUUUGAAAUCCUGGCUCUGUCUCAUGCCAUGUUUUCCAGCAGCCCCUGUCCAGGUGCAGGGUUGGGGUCAUUUCACCCCCCGAUUUUCCAGCACGUUUCCAGGUGCGGGUGUUUCUCCCAGGCCCCUCUAUCCAGGUCUCUCCAGAGGCUUUGGAGGCGCCUGGGACUCGUGCUGGGCUCUGGCAGAGCUGGCAGAUCCCAGUUUGCCGCUGGGGAGGAGGCUGUGCCAGCCGGCUACGCCCCGGCUGCCGCUUCCAGUGGGACAGGUGAACGUGAGAGGUUAUCAGCAAUCCCAGAAUUCCAGGAUCAUGGAAUGGGUUGGGUUGGGUUGGGAGGGACCUUAAGGCCCAUCCAGUUCCAGCCGUGCUGAGGGCAGCGAUGCCAGAUCGAUACAGAGGCAAAGCAACCCAGACCUGAGGAAUAAAAAUAAACCUGGAGUUGUGGGUUUGCUAUGGGGCUGCAGGAGCAGAGAGCAUCGUUUGGAUGUAUUUUUAAUUUGGGAUCUCUGGCAAAACAGCUCGGGAAGGUUUCCUGGCCUCCUGUCAGUCAGAGCUCAGCCUGAGGCAUUACAGCUUGGGAGCACAUUAGGAUUUUAUUGUAUUUAAUUUCUCUACCCUCACCUCUGCAAAAGAAACACGAUUAUAAUUGUUUUAUUUGUCCUGUUCCUGACAGCAAUCCAGGGUCAAAUUUCAAACCCACCUCUCUGCUUCCAGGAUAAUCUGAUCAGGGGGUUCACAGUGGCUGUUUUUAAGGCGAUUCUCUCUCGUUGGACAGAUUAUUUUAAAAACAACUGAAAUCUUCUAUAAAAAAAGCCAGGAUAGCAACUGAAGUGAUUUUUCCUGGACGUGUGCGUAGGGAGGGCUGUGUCCUGGUUUGGCCUCCCUCAGGAUGCUCUUUGGAGCCUGGCAUGAGGGGUGGGAAAGCUGAGAGGAGGUUUGGGAGGUGCUAGCUCUCACUUUAAGGUAGCCAAACUUGAUCACCCUGGAGAUAAAAAAUCUGGGGAGGUGCAGGGCUUGGAGCGAGGAGGUGCAGGGCUCAGAUCUGCCUGUCCCCAGGGAUUCUUUCCCAUGGAGAUGUGUGGUUCCCCCACUCUGGCAAACUGGUAAGUUUAAGCGACAUUUUGGUGCCUGGAGUUUGGAAGUGGAGGGAGAGCUUGGAGCUCCAGCUGGUGAUGGAGCCCCAAGACUGCGGUGCCUUCAGCUCUGCCCCUUCCGCUGCCGUGUCCUCACCUGUGUCCUCUCCCUGUGCCUCAGGUCGGCGAUGUGUCCAUCCCUGCUCCCGGAGCUCCGCGCUCCCGAAGCUGCCGCUUCGAGCUAGAUCCAAGCCCGCCCCGCUGCCAUGGAAACGGGCAGCCCGGAGGAGCGGGACGGAGGGGACCAGCGGCGGCAGGAGGGUGGGGACGCCCCUCCCGACAGCGCCAACGGCUCCGUGGUGGCAGCGGAGCCGCAGCAGCCGCCCCCCGGCAAGCUGAGGAAAACGGCCUUCAAGCUGUUCGGGGGCAAGCGCAGCAUCUGCACCCUGCCCAGCUUCUUCAGCGGCCGCAGCAAGAAGGGGCUCAGCAAGUGCAAGACCCACGACGGGCUGAGCAGUGCUGCCUGUGACAAGGCACAGCCGGACAGCCCCUCGGAGGGCAGCAGGGAUGGGCAGCACGGCCCCCUGCCCAGCUCCCGCAGCGCCCAGCUGGCCGCGGACACCGGCACCAGGGCGGAUGUGGGCCAGCAGGACAGCUCUCCCCCCGGGAGUAUCGAGGGCUGUGACAAAAAGCCCAACGGGGAGAAAUCUUUCCCCAGACCCAAAAAAGGGCUGAAAGGGUUUUUUAACAGCAUCCGGCGCCACCGGAAGAGCAAGGCUGCCGAGAGUGAGAAGACAGAGCUCCCCGAGUGGAACGGGGACACGGAGGAGACCGGGAAUGCUCCUGGAAUGGGAGUGGAGAGCCGAGGGGCCAUGGAGGGCAGGGGAGCAGGGCCGGCCCCUGAGGCCACGGCCUGCCCGGGGGGCGUGGGGGCUGACUCCAGCUGUGGUGAAGCCACUGAGCCCACAGGCCCCGCAGCCGAUGGAGGCAGCUCCGAGGGUGACGCGAUGGCCGUGCCUGGGAACGGGGACGUUCCAGAUACAAAAUCAGAGGCCGAGGCUGCCGCCUGCGCCGAGUUCGACCGUGAGAGUUUGCUGCUGGCCUUCCACCCUGACUUCAUGGACAGCGAGCCUCCCUGCCUGCACUCUGGGGACCUGCUGAGCCUCAUGCUGGGGGACGUCACCUCCCUGAAGAGCUUCGACUCCCUGACGGGGUGCGGGGACGACAUCGCCGAGCCCGACAUCGCCGAGAGCAGCAUCUCGGUGGAGCGCAGCCGCGACGCCACCAAACGCAGCUCCUGCCUCGUCACCUACCAGGGCGGCGGCGAGGAGAUGGCCAUCCCUGAAGAGGCUGAGGAGUACCUGCAGCAGGUGUGGGACAGCAGCAUGCCUGGGGACAGGAGCUACGGGGCCCAGGUGUCCAGCAGCAGCCUGGAGACGCACGCCUCUCACGAUGCUGAUGCCCACCCCUACAUGGGGGAUGCCAUGGAUGGCGUUGACCUCCUGACUCCCCAGAGUGACCAGCAGGAGUCUGCCCCGAACAGUGACGAGGGGUAUUACGACUCCACCACGCCAGGGCCGGAGGAUGAGGCUGGAGAGGAGCUCAAGAAGGACCGACUGCCCCGGGACAGCUACAGCGGCGAUGCACUUUACGAGUUUGACGCCCUGAUGAGCCCCUCUCACGGGGAGGAAUCCCUGUUUGAGGGCAAAAUCCCACGCCAGGGCAUCUUCAGCUACUUCAUGGACUUCUGCCUCCCUGCAGAGAAAAGCCUGAUCCAGCAGAUGAUGGAUCAGAAAAGAGGGCUGAUGGAAGCUGAAGAAGAGGGGCUUGCAGCCAUUCAGAAGGAGCUGCUGUACUGGGAGCUGCAGAGGGAGCCGGUCCUGAAACGCCUGGAAGUUUCCAGCAAGGAGAAGUGUCCCCGGGAAAAGCAGUGCAUUGAAUGUAAAACCAGAGCAGCCAGCUCCAUUGGCAAGAGUCAGAGUGGCCUUGGGAAUGAGCAGGUGGCCACACACAGCCCGAGCCGGGCUGUCAAUGGUGGGGUUGCAGUGGCCAGGGCUGAAAACCCAGAGUGGAGGGAUUUUCCAGGGACUCUGUGUCCAGAAAACUGUUACAACAGCCAAAAAGCCCCCGGAAGUUGCCUUAUUCAGCUGACAAAGAACAAGCCGGGGUUCGAUGCAGACCUGGACUGUGGGAUGUUUGGCAGUGUGGCCCCAGCCAAGGCAGGGAUGUUCCCUGGGUUCAGGCUCCCGGAGCAGGAGCGCGGCGGCGGAGCAGAGCCCACGCCCGAUGAGCCCCAGGCGGGCAGCGAGCCCGAGCACGCCGUGAGCUUCUCUCAGGCUCUGGUGGAGUUCGCCAGCAGCGGGACCCUCUUCUCCAGCCUGUCCGAGAGCCUGGGGAGCUCGGCCUCCAGCUCGUCCUUCACCCAGAACCUCCCCGCCCUCCCCACCAUGGUCACCUUCGACGUGGUGGACGUGGAGCAGGACGGGGAAGGGGAGUGCGAGCAGCACCCGGAGCUGACCGCGGGCGAGGACAUUGCCGAGGCCUUCGAUGAUGGCUACGGACAGAAAGAGUCAUUGGCUGAAUGUGACGAGAGAAUGUCCCCGGGCUCCUUCCAGAGCUGCAACUGGGGGGUGGCCAGCCUGCCCCGCCACCUGCGCCUGCACGGCCUCAGCCCCUCCAUGCCCGCGCCGCUCUCCGUGGACCGCAGGAGCCGCUCGCUGGACACGGAGAGCCUGGAGUUCGAGCUGGCCGAGCCGCAGGGCGCCCGGAGCGGCCCCCAGCCCUGCCGGCUCUGGGCCAGGCGUGAAGCUGGCAGGAAGGACUCUGCUGGAGCCAGGAGGAGCAGGAGCAAGGAGGACGGCGAGCUGGUGGCUCCUGAGGGUGGCUUGAGCUGGCCGGGCCUGCGGCACCUCCAGCACGGCACCGAGGCGGCUCCCGGCGGGAUGGAGCUGUGGGGCUUCGCUCCGGCCGGCGCCGUGGAGAGCGUCUGGGAGCCAUCAGAGCCACCAGGCACCGUGUCCCCUUUCCUGCCUCUCUCCCGGGGUGGCAUCGGGGAGGCUCCGGAGAGGCGGCCCCAAGAGCCAGAGCUGAGCAGGCACCCGCUCCGGCCCUCCAACCUCCCCCUGCAGCCCGAGGCGAGGCGGGCGCUGGAGGCGGGCGGCUCCUACCGCUACCACGGGGACGUCCCCAAGCUGUCCCGCUUGGUACCCCUGGGAGAGGCGGAGCUGCCCCCGAGCUUUGGCUUCGCCUGCUCCCCGGAGCACCGCGCCAGGGCCAAACCCGUGGGCAUCGCCCAGGGCGUGCCGCAGCAUCCCGGGGACGGCGGCGGGGGCACCGAGAGCCCGGAGCGCUGCGCUGAGCCCCUCAAGGGCAGGGCCACCCCGGGGCACGGCGGCUGCCGUGGCACCGUGUGCAGUGUCACCAACGCUGAGUAGCUGCAGGAAUGUCACCGUGUCACCGUGUCACCAAGCCAAGGGGUUGCAGGAAUGUCACCGUGUCACUGAGGCUGAGUAUCUACAGGAAUGUCACCGUGUCACCCGGUUGAGGGGCUGCAGGAAUGUCACCAUGUCACCGAGGCUGAGUGUCUGCAGGAAUGUCACCGUGCCCCCAAGCCGAGGGGCUGCAGGAAUGUCACCGUGUCACCAUGCUGCUCUGGGCAGGGCUGAAAGGGAGGCAGAAGGAGAGAGAGAAAACUGGGAGCAAUUUGGGGGGAACUUGAGUUUGAGCUGGGCUGAUGCUCCUCUCCUGAAGCCAUCUGUGGCCUUGCCCCUGUGGAUGCUCCAGAGGGGUUUGGAGCUGCCUCCAGGCCACUGAGGCACCUUGUGCUUUUCCAGCCCUCUCCAGCACCAAGUGCAGCAGCAGCCCCUGGCAGAAGCUGGGGGUGGAGCCGUUGCUGCUGAGGCAGGUUGGGGUUUGUGCAGGGCUGGGGGAACAGGAGAGACUUGUGAGGGAAAUGGGGAUGUUUUCCUCUUCUGGGUGAAAUGUUUUGGUUCAGACUCACUUUGAAUGUCUUCCACCCCGGGCCCAGCGUGGGGAGCUGGGAGGAAGGGUGCUGCUUGUUCCAGAGCAAGGACGGGGCGAAGCAGCUGGAAAGGGCAACUUUGCAGCAACAUUUUUAUUUAUUUGAUUUGUCCUUGCCCCAAAAGGAAAGCUUUUGUGUGUGUGCUGAUAACAUUCUCCAGGUCUAGUUUCAUUUUGCUCAGAGAGAUGUGCUGUCCAUGGUGUCCCUUUGAAGAACAAAGUGUUGGUCCCUUCUUUGUUGUGGUCUGUCUUCACGGUGCAGAAUUCCUGGUGGAAACCUUUCCCGUGCUUUGUCCCGGGCUCCUGGCUUCUCCUGGGCCAUGGGGACAGGGAUGAGGCCUUUGAAAUAAGCUAAAUUUGCAUCGUGCCUGUAGCUGUGAAGUGGCAGAUGCUGUUACUUUCUCAAAAGGAAGCUUUGUGGCUUUUUAAUUUAAUUUUAUUAUUUGAUGGUUGUUUUCUUUGCAUAAACCCACAGGAGGAAAGUUUUGUGUUCCUUGGAAUUUGGGAUGGACCGCAGCUAUGUUGGGUUUCACUCCUCCUGACUGGAGGGAACAAAAAAGGUGGAAGCUGUUGGAGGUUUGGGAUUUUUUUCCUCUUUGAAGGAACAUUGAGGACAGACACUGAGGGGACAGAAUUUGGGGGGGUUCUGUGAGCUCCUAUUGCAGGCAGGUCCCCUCCAUGAUCCCAAACCCCCUCAGCUCUGAUCCAAACCCCCAGUCCAUGACACAAAGCUGCUUCCCUGUCCUGUCCCAAGCUCUGUGUUCUGAUUUCAUUCCAUUACCACUGAUUUUUGUUUCCUCCCCCACCUCACUGCCCCUUCUCUAUUUUUCUUUGCAGCAGAGUUUGUAGCAUUCAAAAAAAAUAAUCCCAAAGUGGAAGUACCGGAGUUUUACCACAUUUGUGGAGUGAGGGAUGGCUCUGCCUGGGCCAGACUCGAUUUCCCUGCUGAGUCCUGCCCUGCUGGGUCACCCUCCUGCUGCUCUCCUGCUCCACAUGGAUGUGGCUGCUCCCUGCCAUCCCUGGAUUUCCAGGCACAAGGAACUGGUUUGGGUUUGAUGGGGUUUUUCCCCCCCCUCAAGCAAAAUGAGGUCUUGAUAUUCCUUUUGAGAAGAGAUUCCUUCUGCCCUGUCCUUGGAUAUCUGGGAAGGAGCAGGGAGAGGCAGGGCCAGGCUUGGUUCAGCCUCUGUGAGUGAUGUGAUUUUCCUGCCGAGGCAGAGCAGAUCCAUCCGUGCAUCCACGGGCUCAAACCUGAAUUUUUCCUUAUUUUCCUGCCAGCCCUGCUGCAGGGAGUUCCACAGGAACCUGUUGUGCCACGGUUCUUUUCCCUCAUCCCUCUGGGACACCAGAGAGGAUUUCCUGGGACACUCCUGGUGCCACUGCCACACCUGCUGAGCCAGGGGAAGGUGCCCUCGCUGGGAAGUUGUCUCCCCUCAUUAGCACAGCUGCUAAUGAACACUGAAUAUUCCUUCCCUGGAGCAAGGACAGGGGCAGCUCUGUGCCCAUCUCACCCCACUCCCAGCACACAAACCACGGGCACACCCUGCUGGGGACACCACAGGGACAUUGUCACCCCCUCACGCCCCUGGCUGGGUUUAAUCCCUCUUUUGUUUCCUUUCAGCGUCUCACCAAAGGCAUCUCUGGGGGGUUCCAGGCUCUGGAGCUUUGUUCAGCCAAAGUCCUGCUGAGGGCUGGGAAUGUCUCUGUGCUAAAUGAAUGUUCCAAGGUGUCUGUAGGCUCCUGGGCUUGGCUGUAGGUACGAGGUGGGGAGGUGCAGUGGGAGCAGUACAGCCCAGGCUUGAUAAUCUGACUUUAUACCAAAGGUUUCUCCUCUUAAUUCGACGGGAAUUCAAUGAUGAGGCAAAUAUCUCUGGAAUUCAAAUGAGUUUCCUUACGCAGUUUAGUCACUAAUUGGCUGGAUUAUUGGCAGAUUCUGCCCCAUUAACCCAAAGAAAUUGGAAUUUCCAGUGCAGUAAUUCAGCCUGUAAAGGGUCACUGCGGUAGGGAUUGGAUUUCACUGCCUGCUGAGCCACUCUUCCCAAAAAACCCCACUCAGGAUCCAUGGGAACAAACCUGAGCUGGAGCUGGAUCAAUCCAACACUGCCUUACCCGAGGAGUUCACGUUUGGGGGUGGCCACUGAGGCUUCUUAUGCAAAAAGGGCUUCCCAACCAGAAACCAGUUGGAAAAGUCAGGAAUAGCUGAAUGUCCUGCCAAGAUAUUUGGGAAAAACUCGAGGGAUUUGCCUGUCCCUUGCAGGGAAGGCCUUUCCUGAAGUGAGGGAUUGGGGCUGUAGAGCUGUGAUGGAAUCACUGCCCUUGGGAUCAGCCUACCAGGAGGUUCUGUGUUGCAUUCUGGGGACUUGGGGGUUUUCUUUCGUUUGUUUGUUUUUAUACACAUAAGAAAACGGUUGGUUUUCUCUAUUUUUGUAUAGUUUUGCAUUUUAUAAUCAUGGGGAAAUUUUACAGACUGUUCUUUUACUCGUGUGUCUCGUCUUUCCAAGUGCUGUGGAUUGCUUUUCCCAUGGAGUAAAGGCCAUUCCUGCUGCUGCCGUGCCUGGAUCCCACCCUGCUCCCUGGGAAUGUGCUGGGGCCUCUUCCCAGCCCCUCACCAACACGCUCUGCACACACCUGAGACAUCCUUAACCCUCCUCUGUCACACUCAGCUGUCCCUUCUUUGCUUUUCAGUGCUGUUUUUAAUCUAAAUUGGUGGAUUUUGGUGAUUUCUCCUUCCAAGUGUUGUAAAAAGCCCACAGGUUUCAUCUGAGGCUUUCCCUGCUGCCUGCUGAUGUUAUUUUAUCUGAAAUUGGGGCUUUUCUUCAAUCCCUGUGCAGGAGAUGCUGUUGGUUGGUGCAUGGAAAUGCUCUUGGGCAGGUUUCCUCUCCCCGUGGUGCUCCCUGGCCAGGCUGGGAGCUGGGAUUUCGCCCUGGUGCCUGAGGAUUGCUCCUUAAAUAAUCCUGGGAUUAGCGGGACUCCCCACCUCCUCCUCCUCCUCCAGGGAGCUCCAGCCCUGUGCUCUGCAUCUCUAAAACAUCUCCCUGGAUUGACACUGCCUUCAACUUUGGGAUCAGAGGAGAGGAGAGUUUCUGGAAUGUUAAAAUCCAGCCCAAAGCAGAUUUUCCCUCCUUUUUUUUUUCCCCAGCAGAGGUGUCACUGAUUUGGCUCUGCAUAGAUUUUUUAUUUUUGUCUUCUGAUUAAUAACUUGUCACCUAAUGGUGCUUUUAAAAGUUUUUCUGGAUUUGGUUUGCCCCAUUCCCCACAGGAAUGGACGGGAAGGUUUCUCAUCAAACAUUCCUGGGGGACUCAGAGCCACCUUCCACAUUCCCUCUGCCCUGGAAUUCUGGGCUCCCUCCUCUCCAGCUGGCUCCUCCUGCUCUUCUCACCCACAUUGAGUCACCCCAAAGCUCCAUUUGGGUGAAGUGAGAAUCUGAAAUCCCAAAAAGCCUCUCAGUUUUAGGGAAAUAAGGAAUUAACCUUUGUCCUUGGCUGCCCCAUCCUGCUGCCAGGCUGGCAGCUCCUCCCAGGUGACCAACCUGGCUGAAUUUGGGGUUUUUUUAUUUUGGUUUUGUUUCCUUCCUGGUCUCAUUGCUACUAGUCCUUUCAAGUUUUUAAUGUAUUGAUUGUGUUUUAAAAUGAAUGUUCCUUUCACUGAAUUCUAAUGAAUAAACUGCAGAUUUUUAGAGAACAUUGGA
Poecile atricapillus (Black-capped chickadee) is the source of this 8995-nucleotide messenger RNA. RefSeq names its product APC membrane recruitment protein 1 (gene AMER1). Gene Ontology annotation, cellular component: plasma membrane. The coding region runs from base 1556 to 4723 and encodes 1055 amino acids. The transcript has a single exon. Gene Ontology annotation, molecular function: phosphatidylinositol-4,5-bisphosphate binding; beta-catenin binding. Lineage: Eukaryota; Metazoa; Chordata; Aves; Passeriformes; Paridae. Gene Ontology annotation, biological process: regulation of canonical Wnt signaling pathway. The record is from RefSeq and is a predicted model, not a curated record.